CGGUUACAUAAAAAGAGAAUGUGAAAGACAGCAUUUUGAACAGGUGAGAAGCCAAUGACUGGGACUGGGUUUGCGUUGAGAAGCUUUGCCAUGGUGGGCUUCUUCUUCUUCUCCACUACUUCUAUGAAAAGCUAGAAAGAAGAGCUCAAAACCCAGAACCCUGAGAUUUAAGCAAGUUGUCUAAAAUUUGGAAAAGUUAUGUUGUGUGCACCAGGAGAUUGAUGCUGAGGCUAAAGUUAUAGCUUGUCUUCAUGUUGGUCUUGGUGAAAGUAUAUCAAAGAUGAGUGAAUUUCAUUAAGCAUACAGGUUUCUUAAAGGGGGAAUUUUAUUUAUGACUGAUCCAAUUAAAAGAAGAUAGUAGGAGAGUCUGGUGAUGAUGCAAUAAGGAGUUUGGAAUUAAAAGGUUACAUAUUUGUUGGUUUUGUUCUAAGAGUUCAAUUGAGUUAUUUUGGUAUGGAAAUAGCCAAGAGUGACAGAAUUAGGCAGCUUUCAACUCAGUUCUGCAACUGUUACAAAGUGGCAAACCUCGGUGAGACAAUUAUGGACACAACCCGCGUAUCAAAUUUGAAAGAUAAGUACAUUCUAGGUGAACAAUUGGGAUGGGGGCAGUUUGGUGUCAUCAGGGCAUGCUCAGAUAGGUUUACAGGUGAGGUGUUGGCAUGCAAGUCUAUUGCCAAAGAUAGAUUGGUCACAGCCGAUGAUAUGCGUAGUGUUAAGCUUGAGAUUGAAAUAAUGACUAGGUUAUCAACCCAUCCUAAUGUUGUGAAUCUCAAGGCAGUUUAUGAAGAGGAGAAUUAUGUGCAUUUAUUAAUGGAAUUAUGUGCUGGAGGGGAGCUUUUUCACCGGCUCGAGAAGCAGGGGAGAUUCUCAGAGUACAAUGCAAGGGUUAUUUUUAAGCAUUUGAUGGAAGUGGUCAAGUUUUGCCAUGAGAAUGGUGUUGUUCACAGAGAUUUGAAACCAGAAAACAUUCUUUUGGCCACAACAUCCUUGUCUUCACCAAUUAAGUUGGCAGACUUUGGCCUUGCUACCUACUGCAAACCCGGGCAGAAAUUGCAGGGAACUGUGGGAAGUCCCUUUUACAUAGCCCCAGAGGUACUUUUGGGAGGUUAUAACCAGGCUGCUGAUGUGUGGAGUGCUGGGGUUAUUUUGUAUAUACUUCUUAGCGGGAUGCCCCCUUUUUGGGGGAAGACUAAGUCACGAAUUUUUGAUGCAGUGAGAGCUGCAGAUCUUCGAUUCCCUCCUAAUUCUUGGGAUCACAUAUCCUCUUCUGCCAAGGACCUCAUCACUGGAAUGCUUUGUGUUGAUCCUUCCAAAAGGCUCACUGCUGACCAAGUUUUAGCUCAUUCAUGGAUGGAGCACUGCACUCAAGCUGCCCAAGAAACAUAUGAUCAGGAGUACGAAGUUUGCGAUGAACUAGAAGUGGGUGGUGGUUCUUUUUCGACUCCAUUUAUUUCCAGGACAGAGGAAUGUGCAGUCAACGGUAGACCAUGCACAGUUGGUGAUGGGAAAUUAAAACAAUCACCUGCAUUCACUUGCAGAUCAUCUUUUGCUUCUUUCAUAGAGGAUGAUGGCACUCCUUGUUCUGCAUCUGGAGGUUUUUCUUUCAACAGCUGCCACGAAUCAAGUAUAGCUGAGUUUUCUUCUCCAAUUUCAUCAAUGCCGAGCUUUACCUUUUUCAGUCCAAUGUCUACUCUAGUUCAAGGAGGUAUUUCAUUAAGAUUUGAAGCCGACGUGGCAUCAUUGGAUGUAACAUUUACAGAAUCAAACUUGGAGAAGUGCCAGGUAAUAGCACAGCCUGAUUUUUCGCCUAUCAAGCAUGGUAGUGGCGAUGGAGAAAUGGAGCGUAAAGAAAUUCGACGAGGAGGAGGACCUGGUGGGACAAAGGUUGGAGGUAUUCACAGCAAAAGAAAUCACACAAUUGGACUCGGCGAGUUUACUCAGAUUAAUCUCAUCGUAACAGAAUCAGUGAUCCGUUGGGCGUCAUGCACGGAUAUUCCAACCGCCCCGUCCCUCAGAUUAUCACUUGUUUGCUAGAAGAUUAAUUGGGUUGAGCAUGUGACCAAGCCAGCCAGCCACAACAAAAACAAAAGAAAAAAUAUUUACACUGUUUUGGAAUCUAUCUAAUGAGUUGAUGAGAAGAAUUACUUCAACCUGAGGAGCUGAACUUAGGUGUUUUAAGCGUGUUUGUUUGCCUGGAUUUGUACGAGGGGUGUGCUACAGUAAUGAUGCUUUUCUUUGAUGGAAAAUAACGUAUACUGGUCUACUAAUGUAAGGCAAUUUUACAAUAUCUAAUUUCUCAUGGCUUCAAACUAAACAUAUUCUGAUUAUUGAUAAAUCUUUUCUUUCAAA
Molecule: messenger RNA, 2349 nt
Organism: Humulus lupulus (European hop)
Lineage: Eukaryota; Viridiplantae; Streptophyta; Magnoliopsida; Rosales; Cannabaceae
Product: calcium-dependent protein kinase 26
Exons: 5
Coding region: 454-2034 (526 amino acids)
Biological process (GO): peptidyl-serine phosphorylation; protein autophosphorylation; intracellular signal transduction
Cellular component (GO): cytoplasm; nucleus
Molecular function (GO): calcium-dependent protein serine/threonine kinase activity; ATP binding; calcium/calmodulin-dependent protein kinase activity
Source: RefSeq, a predicted model, not a curated record